UAAUGGGUGGCUUCGAGAUUUCUUGUGGGCACAGGCAUCGCAAGUCAUUCAGUCUUAUGGUUCUUCAUUAUCUGCAUAUGGUCUUUUUUUCUUAGGUGCUCAUUUUGUCUGGGCCUUCAGUUUAAUGUUUUUAUUCAGCGGCCGUGGUUAUUGGCAAGAACUCAUUGAAUCUAUCGUUUGGGCUCAUAACAAAUUAAAAGUUGCUCCUGCUACUCAGCCUAGAGCCUUGAGCAUUAUACAAGGACGUGCUGUAGGAGUAACCCAUUACCUUCUGGGUGGAAUUGCCACGACAUGGGCAUUCUUCUUAGCGAGAAUUAUUGCAGUAGGAUAGUGGCUAGGAGGAUUUGAAAGGCAUUAUGGAAUUAAGAUUUCCCAGGUUUAGCCAAGGCUUAGCUCAGGACCCCACUACUCGUCGUAUUUGGUUUGGUAUUGCUACCGCACAUGAUUUCGAAAGUCAUGAUGAUAUUACUGAAGAACGUCUUUAUCAGAACAUUUUUGCUUCUCACUUUGGGCAAUUAGCAAUAAUCUUUCUAUGGACGUCCGGAAAUCUGUUUCAUGUAGCUUGGCAAGGAAAUUUUGAAUCAUGGAUACAGGAUCCUUUACACGUAAGACCUAUUGCUCAUGCGAUUUGGGAUCCUCAUUUUGGUCAACCCGCUGUGGAAGCCUUUACUCGAGGAGGUGCUGCUGGUCCAGUGAAUAUUGCUUAUUCUGGGGUUUAUCAGUGGUGGUAUACAAUAGGAUUACGCACCAAUGAAGAUCUUUAUACUGGAGCUCUUUUUCUAUUAUUUCUUUCUACGCUGUCCUUAAUAGCGAGUUGGUUACAUCUACAACCCAAAUGGAAACCAAGCCUUUCGUGGUUCAAAAACGCGGAAUCUCGUCUCAAUCAUCAUUUGUCAGGACUUUUCGGGGUAAGUUCUUUGGCUUGGACAGGACAUUUAGUUCAUGUUGCUAUUCCCGCAUCCAGGGGGGAGUACGUUCGAUGGAAUAAUUUCUUAGAUGUAUUACCCUAUCCCCAGGGGUUGGGACCCCUUUUGACGGGUCAGUGGAAUCUUUAUGCCCAAAACCCUGAUUCGAGUAAUCAUUUAUUUGGUACCGCUCAAGGAGCGGGAACUGCCAUUCUAACUCUUCUUGGGGGAUUCCAUCCACAAACACAAAGUUUGUGGCUGACUGAUAUGGCUCACCAUCAUUUAGCUAUUGCAUUUAUUUUUCUCAUUGCCGGUCACAUGUAUCGAACUAACUUCGGAAUUGGGCACAGUAUUAAAGAUCUUUUAGAAGCGCAUACUCCUCCGGGGGGUCGAUUAGGGCGUGGGCAUAAGGGCCUUUAUGACACAAUCAACAAUUCGAUUCAUUUUCAGUUAGGUCUUGCUCUAGCUUCUUUAGGGGUUAUUACUUCCUUAGUAGCUCAACAUAUGUACUCUUUACCUCCUUAUGCAUUCAUAGCACAAGACUUUACUACUCAAGCUGCUUUAUAUACUCAUCACCAAUAUAUUGCGGGGUUCAUCAUGACAGGGGCUUUUGCUCAUGGAGCUAUUUUUUUCAUUAGGGAUUACAAUCCGGAACAGAAUGAGGAUAAUGUAUUGGCAAGAAUGUUAGACCAUAAAGAAGCUAUCAUAUCUCAUUUAAGUUGGGCUAGCCUCUUUCUAGGAUUCCAUACCUUGGGCCUUUAUGUUCAUAACGACGUCAUGCUUGCUUUUGGUACUCCAGAAAAGCAAAUCUUGAUCGAACCUAUAUUUGCCCAAUGGAUACAAUCUGCUCAUGGCAAGACGACAUAUGGGUUCGAUAUACUCUUAUCUUCAACGAAUGGCCCCGCUUUCAAUGCGGGUCGAAGCCUAUGGUUGCCCGGAUGGUUGAAUGCUGUUAAUGAGAAUAGUAAUUCGCUUUUCUUAACAAUAGGACCUGGGGAUUUCUUGGUUCAUCAUGCUAUUGCUCUAGGUUUGCAUACAACUACAUUGAUUUUAGUAAAGGGCGCUUUAGACGCACGCGGUUCCAAAUUAAUGCCGGAUAAAAAGGAUUUUGGGUAUAGUUUUCCUUGUGACGGCCCAGGGCGCGGCGGUACUUGUGAUAUUUCUGCUUGGGACGCAUUUUAUUUGGCAGUUUUCUGGAUGUUAAAUACCAUUGGGUGGGUUACUUUUUAUUGGCAUUGGAAACAUAUCACAUUAUGGCAGGGCAACGUUUCACAAUUUAAUGAAUCCUCCACUUAUUUGAUGGGAUGGUUAAGAGAUUACCUAUGGUUAAACUCUUCACAACUUAUCAAUGGAUAUAAUCCUUUUGGGAUGAAUAGUUUAUCGGUAUGGGCUUGGAUGUUCUUAUUUGGACAUCUUGUUUGGGCUACUGGAUUUAUGUUCUUAAUUUCUUGGCGGGGGUAUUGGCAGGAAUUAAUUGAGACUUUAGCAUGGGCUCAUGAACGCACACCUUUAGCUAAUUUAAUUCGCUGGAGAGAUAAGCCUGUGGCUCUUUCCAUUGUGCAAGCAAGAUUGGUUGGAUUAGCUCACUUUUCCGUGGGUUAUAUAUUCACUUAUGCAGCUUUCUUGAUUGCCUCAACAUCAGGCAAGUUUGGUUAAUUUAGUUUGUUUUUUUGUACUGUAUCAGCACCUAGUUCAUUACUCUUGAUAGAGAGGGAGGAUCCGCCUUCUUAAAUUUCUUUUUCUAUUUAUUUUUCCAUCUAGGAUUAGAACCGUAUACUUGAUAAUAAUAGCAACGGCACAUUAUGGCAAAAAAGAGUUUGAUUCAGAGGGAGAAGAAGCGGCAGAAAUUAGAACAGAAAUAUCAUUUGAUUCGUCAAUCUUUAAAAAAAAAGAUAAGAAGCAAAGUUUCUCCCUUGAGUUUGAGUGAAAAAACGAAAAUGCGAGAAAAAUUGCAAUCCCUACCGCGUAAUAGUGCACCUACACGCCUUCAUCGACGUUGUUUUUUGACCGGAAGACCUAGAGCUAACUAUCGACAUUUUGGGCUAUCCGGACACGUACUUCGAGAAAUGGUUUAUGAAUGUUUAUUACCGGGUGCAACAAGAUCCAGUUGGUAAGGAUAAAAUACCCUUUCGUAUUUGUAUGGAUUUCUGGAAUUGAUAAUCAUAGAGGAGCCCUCUUUACCAUUCUGUAUAAAUGGACUAUUCUAUUUGUAUAGAUAUGGUAGAGGGACGUAUCGAACCCUCUUUUAUCCACUAGUUACCCCUCUUUAGUUUAAGAGUAUAGAGCAGUUUGGUAGCUCAUAAGUCUCAUAACCUUGGGGUUGCGGGUUCGAUUCCCACUACCGGCCCCAUACUCCUUCUUUAAUGAUAUAUGCAUGAUAUAUACAUCAUCCAUUUGUAUCUGGAUUUUUUGAUUUCCUAAAAGAGUUUUGGUCUAACAGUUUUUUCUCGGAAGAAGACAACAAAUAAAAGAAAGAAUAAAAGAAAGAAUAAAAUACGAAA
Messenger RNA from Hordeum vulgare subsp. vulgare (domesticated barley), 3406 nucleotides. RefSeq names its product photosystem I P700 chlorophyll a apoprotein A2. The record is from RefSeq and is a predicted model, not a curated record. NCBI's taxonomy places the organism in Eukaryota, Viridiplantae, Streptophyta, Magnoliopsida, Poales, Poaceae. Bases 357 to 2561 code for a protein of 734 amino acids. Gene Ontology annotation, cellular component: membrane; photosystem I; thylakoid. The transcript has a single exon. Gene Ontology annotation, biological process: photosynthesis.